CACAAAUUAAUUCAAAGAUGUGAACAAAGUGGUGUUUUGAGGUGCACCACGAGUACAUUCAGCAUAUUUGAUAUUCAAAUACAAUAUUAAAUUUUGUUGGAGCAUAUGUGAUUAUUGGCAUCGUCAUGGACAUGUGUGUGCAGAUUCACAAACUAUCGCCAGCCCUGUCUUCUAUGCCUCGUGCAAAUUAUAUCGCGAAUUCCAUAAAAAAUGUUUUCAAAGCUACCCAAAUCUCCAGUCGAUUUUUACCUGCUCAAAUCUCGAUUGGUACCAGAAAAAACACAAGUAGAUUGAAACUCUGUGAUAUUAGUACCAGAUGCUUGCCUUCCUCCAAACUGGAAGUUAUGAAAGAAUCGGAUUCUUUUUUCACCACUGACUCCAGACCCAUCAUGUUAUUUGAUGGUGUAUGUAAUUUGUGCAAUGGAGGUGUCAAGUUUAUCCGUGACAAUGAUCCGAAAAAGAAUAUCAGAUAUGUAUCACUUCAGAGUGAAUCUGGCAGGAAGCUGUUGGUAAGAUCUGGAAGAUCACCAGAUGACAUUUCUAGUGUGGUACUUGUUGAAAAAGAUAAAUCAUUUAUCAAGUCAGAAGCAGUACUGCGAAUUUUUGCUUACCUGGAUUUACCUUAUCCUCAGCUAGCAACGUUUUUGUAUCUUUUUCCAUUGCUACUGAGAGAUGUAGUAUAUGAUAGUGUUGCCAACAAUCGUUAUGACCUUUUUGGAAAAGCUACUGAAUGUGAAAUAAGUGAUUUACCCUCUUAACCACAAUCUGAUUAAAACAUUUAGGUUAGCUUUAUGCCGGUUAGGAUAUGGAAAAUUAUCCAUGAUAUGUAUUCCUUCCAUAUUUUUUAUGGGUUAGUUUUCUUAGGAAUUAUUCUAUUGGUACAAAUACUUAACUGUAAUAUACUUUUUCUUGAUACAUUUCAUAACACUUCAUCGACUUCAAUUUGAAAAUAUCAUCUCAGCUUGGAAGUAUGUGCUAUUCAUUUCUA
Molecule: messenger RNA, 988 nt
Organism: Cryptomeria japonica (Japanese cedar)
Lineage: Eukaryota; Viridiplantae; Streptophyta; Pinopsida; Cupressales; Cupressaceae
Product: DCC family protein At1g52590, chloroplastic
Exons: 6
Coding region: 126-758 (210 amino acids)
Molecular function (GO): protein-disulfide reductase activity
Source: RefSeq, a predicted model, not a curated record